Daldinia childiae is the source of this 1020-nucleotide messenger RNA. Its product is annotated as Geranylgeranyl pyrophosphate synthase. The transcript is spliced from 3 exons. Gene Ontology annotation, biological process: isoprenoid biosynthetic process. The coding region runs from base 1 to 1020 and encodes 339 amino acids. NCBI's taxonomy places the organism in Eukaryota, Fungi, Ascomycota, Sordariomycetes, Xylariales, Hypoxylaceae. The record is from RefSeq and is a predicted model, not a curated record. Gene Ontology annotation, molecular function: prenyltransferase activity.
AUGGUUCCUAACGCCAACAGUAGCAGUCCUAUAUCUAACAACUCUACGUCAUUGCAAUCGCCUAAUGCUAUACCUCCUAGGACUUCCUCUACAGGAUAUAUUACUCCCCUCCCCCCCGUCAAAUCUGUUCUACGUCCUGUUCCAGACUGGUUAGGCAUGCAUGCUACUGGCCCUCAAGACCCUGCGCGCUAUGAGACGGAGGACUUAAACUACACUUCGCGGAAAACGUGGACCGAACAAAAAGAAAAGGUACUAAUGGGUCCCUUCGACUACCUGUUUGCCCAUCCCGGGAAAGACUUCCGUACUCUCAUGGUCAACUCCUUCAAUGCGUUGCUAGAGGUACCACAAGAAAGUCUCGAUGUCAUUACUAAAGUUGUCGGUAUGCUACAUACCGCAUCCCUCCUUGUCGAUGAUGUCGAGGACAGUUCGCUAUUGCGAAGGGGUCUUCCCGUUGCCCACAGCAUUUUCGGCACGGCGCAAACCAUAAACUCGGCCAAUUAUGUCUACUUCUGCGCCUUACAAGAAUUACAGAAACUGAAGAAUCCGAAGGCGGAAGAGUAUCUCGAGAUGGUCGGAAACAAGACUGGAGGACUCUUCCGUUUGGCUAUCAAGCUCAUGCAAGCCGAAUCAGCUACCCCCAUCGACUGUGUACCCUCGUCAAUCUACUCGGCAUUCUCUCAGAUCCAAGAUGACUACAGGAACCUGUCGAGCCCUGAAUAUGGGCAGAACAAGGGGCUCUGUGAAGAUCUGACCGAGGGAAAGUUCUCGUUUCUGAUCAUCCAUAGUAUACGCACAAACCCGUCGAACCUCCAGCUCCUAAACAUCCUUAAGCAGAGGACAACAGACGAAGAAGUGAAGCGGUAUGCCAUGAAGUAUAUGGAGAGCACGGGAAGCUUCGAGUACACUCAAAAAGUGAUAACAAUCCUAAUUGAGAGGGCGAGAAAGAUGACAGACCAUCUUGACGACGGUAGAGGGAAGAACAUUGGGAUCCAUAAGAUCCUAGAUAAGCUGAUAAUAUGA